AUGGCCAAAGGGAGACGCUUCAACCCACCUUUAGACAAGGAUGGAAGAUGGUUCCCUCACAUUGGACUAAUGCAAAAGACACCAGAAUCCAUCACACGUACCAUGUUAGAAGAGUCCAAUAGUCCACGUUUAUCUCGGAGAGUGGAGGAGAAGCUACCACUGAUCUACAAAGUGCGGGAGAAGCAAGCAGUGAAUAACAACUUCCCCUUCUCUGUACACGACAAUCGUCACAGCUGUCAGAACUCUGGAUUCUACCUUGACUCUGGCCUGGGACGUAAGAAGGUCUCCUCAGAAAAAAGGCAACACAUUUCAAGAAAUUUCAAUCUUUGGGCCUGUGACUAUGUUCCAUCUUGUCUCGAUGGCUUUUCAAAUAACCAAAUAUCAUACGUCUAUCAGGAAGCUGUGGUGGUCCCAAUUUUCAGACGCUUUCCAAGACAUUAUGAUGAGUUAUGGAACACUUUUAAAUUUAUUCCCCAGCAAAGCUAUACAGAGUAUUUGAAAAAGAAUCCAAAAGUAAGGUUCAUGAUUAACAAAAAGGCCGGUUCUCCACUGGAGCCCUAA
Messenger RNA from Lagenorhynchus albirostris (white-beaked dolphin), 561 nucleotides. RefSeq names its product testis expressed 36 (gene TEX36). The coding region runs from base 1 to 561 and encodes 186 amino acids. Lineage: Eukaryota; Metazoa; Chordata; Mammalia; Artiodactyla; Delphinidae. The transcript is spliced from 4 exons. The record is from RefSeq and is a predicted model, not a curated record.